Messenger RNA from Scylla paramamosain (green mud crab), 2581 nucleotides. It is a transcript of the gene Lkb1, whose product is annotated as serine/threonine-protein kinase stk11-like. Gene Ontology annotation, molecular function: protein serine/threonine kinase activity; ATP binding; protein kinase activator activity. Gene Ontology annotation, cellular component: cytoplasm. The coding region runs from base 141 to 1295 and encodes 384 amino acids. The record is from RefSeq and is a predicted model, not a curated record. Lineage: Eukaryota; Metazoa; Arthropoda; Malacostraca; Decapoda; Portunidae. The transcript is spliced from 9 exons. Gene Ontology annotation, biological process: establishment of cell polarity; glucose homeostasis; intracellular signal transduction.
GAUGAUGAGCAGGUCUUGACUCCAGAGGGCCGUCCGUGUUGUGACUUCCUCCUCCUCCACCUCCUCCUCGUACUGUAAGGCUCCCCAGGGCUCCGUGCACCUCGAGGCAGGCCCCGUGAUGUGCGUGGCGUGAGGGCAACAUGGACCCGGACCUGGCUAGUGAUAGAUAUAUGGAAUUUGACACCGCAGAAGAUGACGCCUUCCUUAUACAGAGAAUUGACUCCAACGAGAUUAUAUACUGCCCCCCGAAGAGAAAGUACAAGCUGGUGGGGCGAUAUGUCAUGGGCGACAAGCUUGGGGAGGGCAGCUACGGCAAGGUGAAGGAAUGCCUGGACCAGGACACCCUGCAGCGCCGCGCCGUCAAGAUCAUGAAGCGUAAGACCCUCCGCCGCAUCCCCAAUGGAGAGCAGAACGUGCAGCGCGAGAUCCAGCUGCUGCGGCGACUUCGGCACCGCCACGUCAUCAGCCUGUGCGACGUGUACCACAACCAGGAGAAGGGCAAGAUCUACAUGGUGAUGGAGUUCUGUGUCACUGGCCUGCAGGAGAUGCUAGACAAGGCUAAGGACAAGAAGUUCCCCAUCUGGCAGGCGCAUAUGUACUUUGUGCAGCUGGUGGAUGGGCUGGAGUACCUGCACAGUCGAGGGGUUGUGCACAAAGAUAUCAAGCCGGGUAACCUCCUCCUCAGCAGUGACGGCAACCUCAAGAUAUCAGAUUUUGGGGUGGCUGAGCAACUGGACAUGACGACAGGCAGUGAUGAGAUCACCACCAGCCAGGGCUCGCCACUCUUCCAGCCCCCUGAGGUGGCUGGCGGCGUGCGGACCUUUCCAGGCUUCAAGGUGGACGUGUGGAGUGCCGGAUGUACCCUCUUCAACCUCACCAGUGGCAAGUACCCAUUUGAGGGGGAGAACAUGUUCCGCCUAUUUGAGAACAUCUGUGAGAAGCAGCUGGAGGUGCCCACAGAGCUGGAGCCAGCCCUGCGUGUGCUACUGGAGGGCAUGCUGAGGAAGGACCCCUACCAGCGCCUCAGCCUUGCCCAGGUCAAAGUUCAUGACUGGUGUUGCAAGAAGCACCCGCGCACAGAGGAGGAGGUGGGGGUGGUGAAGAGCGAGCGGGGCAACCAACACGCCACCACCAUCCUGCCUUACCUGCGCUCCCACUACUAUGCGUCAGACUCUGAGGACGAGCUGAUCACUGAGCACGAGCUGAAUGGGAAUAUGGUGGCAGUAAUCUUCCAUCCUGGCUGCAGAGUGUGCCACCAGGCUGCACCCCCAUCACAGGGGGAAUAUGAUGUAUGAGACAAGAAACCAAGUGGAACACCAGCUGCAGCUCUCCCCAGCAGACCUUCAGGAGAAACCUAAUGGCACCAGCAAGCAGCAGAGACGGCGGCGGAAACCCAUCUCCUGCAUCAGCGUCAAGUCCCUCACAUCCUGCAAGCAGUCCUGACACUGCUCCUGCACCCCAUACUGAAGUGCCGAGCUCACACCACGCCUGCUGGGGGAGACCAAUGCCCCUCCUGCUCUACCUGAGGUGACAGAGUGAGUUGUGCAUCUGUCCCUCAGGUCCCCCAGUCUCCAGCCAGCUGAGAGGGUCAUAAAUGCUGUCUCACAGGGUCCAGGCCAUCAGGGGUGACACAGGAGGAGAGGAGGACAUGGAAAAGCCUCCAUUGUUUGGUCCAAGGAGUGAAAAGAGACCAGCAUGUUGCAGCAUCACCAAAGAUCUCUGGUCAACUUGACUUGCCUGAGGAACCUGGCUGCUUCUACCUGAUGAUGGUGUGCUUGGAGAUGCAAGGCAAGGUGGAAAGAUGCCCAUUGCCAGUCAGGAAAGUGUGGUGCCAGUGGGGAGGAAGAGAGAGGGAAGGUAAGGAGAUAGAGGAGCAAAGGGAGUGAUGUGAUUGCAUGACUUGAGCCUCUGCCCCAGUCCCUUCAGGCAGGCAAAAAGGAUGAAGGCAAGUCCCACAAAGGGAAAGGAAGGAAGUAUUUGUGGAAAUGUUUUAUUUAAGGGUUGUCUGGUUGAAGGUAUAGAUAAAAAAAAUAUAUAUAUAAAGGUGCUCUCCAGAAAAUAAAACAAAAGCUAAAAAAAAUAAUAAUAGGUGUAAGGGUAAAUUUCAGGCUGAUUUUGUAUAUACUAUAUUUAUAUGUUUCCAGUAUAAAAAAAAACAAAAGAGAAAAUGUGUCAUACUUAAGUGUACAAAUACGUAGUCAUAUACUGAUUGAUGAGCUGUGAGGGGGGAAGUAAAGAAGAGGAGGAGGAGAAUAAACUGGUAGAAAGGAAGAAAGGAGGAGGAGGACAGCCACAAAAGUGCUUGAGGGUGAGGACCAAGUGCACUGAAAAUAAUGAAUGAGAGGAAAGAAAUUUUAAGAUUGUCUCGAGAUGAAAAAAAAGAAAGACAAAAAAAAAUGUGAUAAAUGUGAUUUGAAAAGAUGAGAUGCCAGGACAUUAGAGGAAAAUGUUACUUGUGUGUGCCUGAUAGGAAAAGGAGAGGAAGGAGAAGGCAGUGUUAGUGUAGAAUAGAGAAAUGAUAACAUGUAUGUAUACAAGGAUUUAAGUAGGAAAAUAGAAGUGUGAUGAAUGAAAAGGAAAA